This is a messenger RNA of Fopius arisanus, 4796 nucleotides long. RefSeq lists its product as uncharacterized. Gene Ontology annotation, molecular function: chitin synthase activity. Gene Ontology annotation, cellular component: cell periphery; cell septum. Lineage: Eukaryota; Metazoa; Arthropoda; Insecta; Hymenoptera; Braconidae. The record is from RefSeq and is a predicted model, not a curated record. The coding region runs from base 95 to 4546 and encodes 1483 amino acids. The transcript has 6 exons.
GCAUCGACACUUCUCGGACAAUCAGUGUGAAUGUGUACGGAUGAACGAGCGAAUGAUCUAAAAUUUUGAGUUGAAAAUUUGUUUCAAUUACUCAAUGGCAACGAUCUACGGACGAAAGCCGAGUUACCUGGAGCCAGUGGACGAAGUGGACGAGAAUUCCAGUGACAAUGAGGAGGAGACAAAGAAAACUGUCGAAUCAGAGGAGGAGAUUUACGACUGGGAUCUCUUCAGGCACUAUCCACCAAUAUCGAAAACCGGCUCCAAUGCCGACAUGAGCUUCUACGAGGCAGCUCUCAAAACACUCAAAGCCCUGACAUACUUAAUUUUAUUUACACUCGUACUGGCUGGAGGAGUAUUUGCCAAAGCCUCUAUUCUCCUAGCAGCAGCUCAAGUCGAACGAAAAACGCCACUCAACUAUUGCGAUUAUCAGAGGGCAAAGGGAUCGUUAUCUGAUAAACAAACAGUCACUCUGUGUGAUAACGGCCGGAUUUACUGGUACUGGUGCGUGGUACUCGCGUUUUUUCUACCGGAAGUCAUUACACUCCUCAGGGCUAGUCAUCAUCUCUUAUUCAAGAGGAAGAAAUUACCUUUCUUCUUCGACGCUGUCUUCGUCUGCACGGUGGAGACCUUCCACGCGGUGGCGAUUUCUCUGCUAUUCCUGGUCGUUCUUCCGGAGAUGAAUUCGUUGUUGGCAGCUGCUGUCACCAGCUGCACGUGCAUCAUUCCUGCUGUUCUCGGUCUCCUAUCGAGGACGAGAGUUCCGGGCAGCACAGGUCGUUCUUUCGCUCUGAUGAUGAUCGGCGAUGUGAUCGCGGUAAUCGCGCAAGCCAGUGGAAUUUUUCUACUUCCGGUCUCGAGAAGCACCGGCGAGACUGCCAGGUGGAUCUUGCCUGGGGUCUUGAUCUUCGCUUCCUGCAGAUGGUGGUCGAAUUUCGUAUCCCCGAAGAGUGGACUCGGAGUCAUUAAAAUCCUCUCGCGGAUGAAGGAUCGUCUGGAGCAAUCUCGAGGUGUUGUCCAAGGCAUGACCGCUCUCUGCAGGAUAUCCGCGUUCCUCGGCACCUGCGUAGCUGUCAUUUACGUUAAAGGGAUUGACGUAGAGAAAUUUUUCCACACAUUUCCAGGAACGGGGAGGUACCUCAUCAAUAUAUCCCGCAGGUCAAAUUCGAUAGUCUCAGGAGUUCCUUCUGAAGAAGCAGAAUAUGUCUACGUUAGUUCAUUUGUACCUCUCGUUGUACUUUUUAUUCACGUGGUGGCAUCCUUCAUGGCGUAUUUCGCAGGCAAGUGCGCAAGUCAAGUAUUGAUGCAGAAAUUCGGUUUAGCCACUCCUGUCUCCCUCACAGUCCCAUCUACAAUAGUCUUCAUCUUCGUCCUGUCAGUAUUCCGAGAAGAUGACGUGUGUUCAUUGCACGAUAUUCUCCCAGACUACAUAUUUUUCUCGGUGCCGUCCAUCGAUUCAACACCGGAGAUGUUUUACCAGUGGGAGCAGUGGUUGUGGAUCCCGUGGUUGCUGUCCCAGGCCUGGGUGACGAUGCACAUCUGGACGCCUCACUGCGAGAGACUAGCCACCACCAAUCGAUUGUUCACUGUUUCCUACGAUUCUCUGAUGAUCGAUCAGUCCCUCAUGCUGAGUAGGAGAAGGGACGAGCCCCAGGAGCCCCAAGACACCAAGGAACAUCCCACCACGAAGCUCUACGUCUGUGCAACAAUGUGGCACGAGCAAGAGGACGAGAUGAUGAAUUUCAUAAACAGCGUUAUUAAACUCGAUCUGUACAGAUCGUCGAACAAGUUCACUCAGACUAGAUACAAGGUACAGAUGGAUGACUACUACGAACUGGAGAGUCACGUCUUCUUCGAUGAUGCGUUUCAGUGCAUGCACGGUUGUGAUCCCACCAAGCCCUGCGCUCACAACGAAAAUGAAACGCAAAUCAACUCCUACGUGAAGAUCUUCAUAAAGGCGAUGGAGAAGUCUGUCACGAAUAUUGGAUACCUUGCCCUGCCUCCCAUGAAGUACCCGACGAAUUACGGGGGACGUCUCGAGUGGAAACUCCCAGGGAAGACGACUUUGACUGUUCACCUGAAGGACAAGAACAAGAUUCGACACAGAAAACGAUGGAGUCAGGUAAUGUACAUGUACUAUCUCCUCGGGUAUUGCUUGAUGGACCGUCCAACGUACACCGUCCAGGAGAAGGUCGCAAUGUCGGAGAACACUUUUCUUCUGACUCUAGAUGGUGAUAUAGACUUCGACCCGAGCGCCGUAAUCGUUCUUCUCCACCUGAUGGAGCGAGAUAAAGAGCUGGGGGCAGCCUGCGGGAGGAUUCACCCGAUGGGCUCCGGUCCCAUGGUGUGGUAUCAGAGGUUCGAGUACGCCAUAGGCCAUUGGCUACAGAAAUCCACUGAACACGUCAUUGGCAGUGUUCUCUGCAGUCCCGGGGCAUUCUCUCUCUUUCGAGCGAAAACUCUGAUGGAGGAUAACGUAAUGCGUAAGUACGCCACUACGUCGAGCGAGGCCAGACACUACGUGCAGUACGAUCAGGGAGAAGAUCGUUGGCUCUGCACCCUGAUUCUCCAGGCUGGGGGCAAGGUCGAGUACUGCGCGGCUUCCGACUCGUACACCCAUGCACCUGAAACCUUCGAUGAAUUCUUCAAACAGAGGAGAAGAUGGAUUCCUUCGACCAUCGCUAAUAUCCUAGAUCUCUUGAGCACCUCCAAGGAGACCCGGAGGGUCAAUAACAACAUCUCUUUGUUGUACAUAAUCUACGAGUGGAUCCUCAUGGGAUCGACAGUCCUUGGCCCCGGGACCAUAUUCCUCAUGCUCGUCGGGGCCUUCGUCGCCGCUUUCAGAAUCGACAAUUGGUCCAGUUUUGCAUACAAUCUCAUACCCAUCGUCAUCUUCGUUGUCGUUUGUUUCUUCUGCAAAGAGCAGGCCCAGCUCUUCGUCGCAGCUGUCAUAUCCGCGAUUUACGGGCUCAUGAUGGUGGUUGUUCUCGUUGGGAUCAUGAUUCAGAUCACUGAGGAUGGCUGGGUUGCACCUACGACCAUCCUCUUCUUCGUGGUCGCCUCUCAGCUGGUCGUUGCUGGUCUGCUGCAUCCCCAGGAGGUGUUUUGUCUCGUCUGCGGUAUUAUCUACUAUAUCACAGUGCCGUCUAUGUACAUGUUGCUUAUUAUUUAUUCAUUAUUUAACUUGAAUAAUGUGACCUGGGGGACGAGGGAGUCAAAACCCCUCGUUAAGGAACAAAAUGUAGGAGAGAGUGAUGAAAAAAAGCCACAGAAGGACUCGGAGGAAGAGGCCAAGGACAAGGGGGCGAUUGAUUUCUCGUUUGCAGGAUUAUUCAGGUGUAUUCUCUGCACUCAUAACGAGGAGUCGCCUUUGGAGAAGAAGUUGGACGCCAUCACCGCGUCCUUGACCGGCAUUGGACAGCGCCUGGAUAUGUUGGAGGGGGGAGCACUCUGUUUAUCCGAUACGGCACACGAUGACAAGAUGGAGGAUGAACAGAAAAUGGUGGAUUACGAAAAAGUAGACGAGCCUGAGGUCAUUAUGGUGGGUCAUUCACACCCUGAAGAGGAGGUUGUGGCGGACAAUUCGGGAGCACUCCUGGUGGCACCUUAUUGGAUUCGAGAUAAAGAACUUAGUAAGGGGGGAGUAGAAUUUUUGUCGAGGAAAGAGGAAAUGUUCUGGGAGAGGCUCAUCAAAAAAUACCUUUUUCCGAUUGAUGAGGACGAAGAGCAGCAGGCGAAGACUGCCGCAACGCUCAAGAGCCUUCGAGAUGAAUAUCUCUUCAAGUUCUUCAUGAUUAAUGGGCUGUUCGUGUUGAUUGUCUUUCUCAUGCAGUUGAAGAAAGAUAUUUUGCACCUGGAGUGGCCGCUGGGGAAGACGUACAAUGUAUCGUUCAACAGUGCCUCGGAGACUGUGGAUCUGCAUAAGAAUUAUCUGGAGUUGGAGCCCAUCGGGUGUCUAUUUAUUUUAGCUUUUGUGGGUAUUCUCGGGAUUCAGUUUAUGGCGAUGCUGGUCCAUCGGUUCAACACUUUCUGUCAUGUGCUCGCUAAUACGUCACUGAAUUGGAAGCAGUGCUGUCGGGAUGAUGAGUCCGAUGAACUUCCCCUGAAGAGUCAAGCCCAUGAAUUCGCCAAGGGCCUUCAACGACUAGCCAUGAACAACGCACAGCCAGUGACUCCUGCAACAGAUCCUCAGCCAACUCAGCCCAGAAAACGGAAUACUGUCCACGCCCUCAUCUCCAAGGAGAACAAAACAAGACUGGCAACCGAUUUUGAAACAGUAUUCCGGCAGAAUAUGCGGGAACCCUCGGCCAAUCCCAAGCUUACCUCGAUGGGCAUUUCGCAGACCGUCCUAAAGGCUUUUGAGCGUCGGAGAACAACCGUCGUCCAACGGAAAUCGCAGUUCAAACGCGCCAACUCCAUCAGUCAAGAAGCCCAAGGGGCAACAGGUGAGAAUCACUACAAUGCGAUACCCUCCAGUCAUUCUCACACCUACGACAAUCCGGCGUUCAUCGACGAUGAGGAGGCGACAUUAAAUCGUCGGAAUCCCUAGGUUACGGGAGCUGAAAACGAAUGACGUAGGGGAGGUAAACGCUAAAAUUGCUACAUUGUUCUUUUUUCGGUGGAACUACUCUGUGAGAUGAAAAAUAAUUAUUUGGGCUCAAUGUUAAUUUAUUUGGGAGGAAAUAUUGACGUUGCAAAAAGAAGAGGUCAAUUUUAUCCUCACCUUCCCCAAAUUUUGGUUUGAUAAUAAUCAUUCAUGUACUUUAUUGUAAUAUCAAUUAUAUACAAAUUUAAAAUUG